AUGGCAGACAACCGAGGAGGGGGGUCCCGUUCACCACGGAAGGUCCCAGCAGCAACGAAGAAGGUAGGACCGCCUCGGCAGCGUAUGUCCUCACUGAUGUACUCCUUACCGGUACGACGACUCAAAGACAUUUUAAGUCAUGUCUUGCCCGAUGUGACGCUAAGCUCGACCGAAGAACUUAAAUCGAGUGGACUUGCGAGGCUUUUCACCUUAAAGAUGUCGGAUGGUGAGAAGGUGCUGUUGUCGGUGGCUCCAAGCUUAUCCAUUCGAUUACUUCGACAGGAGUCAACGAUAUUGUCGACUGAAGCUGUUCUGUUGAAUUUCUUGGCCGAGUCAGAUCUCGACGGGAAAAGUGGCAAGGAGAAAGUAGAAGAAGGGGAGGACGAGGAGGAGGAUGAAUCUUCAAAAGCCAAAGAUGAUAGCCAAAAAGUAUCAAGAGCGCUACUAGGGCUGGCCCCUAAACUGCUCAAGCACGCCAAGGACAGCCGCGAACUGGCAUAUCCUUACACCAUCGUCAGCUCAACACCUGGAGAACCUCUCACGAAACUUGCUCCAUUCCUAAGCGUCCCCGAACGUCACGACAUAGACAAACAAGUCGGCGCACUGGCACGAACCCUAGCCAAUCUAACUUCUCCCAUGAAGCUGUUUGGUAUGGCGAACAAAGCUCUUCCAUUUCCGUGCCAGCCAUCUGGACCAUCAGCUCCUCCCAAGCUCGGAUGCAAGACUUGGGCCGAAGGAUUCAACACGCUCCUGGAAAGCAUUCUUCGGGACGGAGAAGACAUGGCUGUCCUCCUACCAUACGAAGUCAUCCGCUCACAUUUCGCAAGACUAUCAUGGCGACUCGACGCAGUCACCACACCCAGACUUGCCAUCCUCGACAUCAACGACCCGAAGAACGUCAUGAUAGAGCGCGAUCCCGACGACGAAGAAACGAUGCUGCCCUCAGAGCACAUCCGCUUGACCGGGCUCCGAAACUGGAGUCAGGGAGUCUUCGGCGAUCCACUGAUAGCGUCCUGCUUUGAUGAACCUACGGAAGGGUUCCAAGAAGGCUGGGAUGCCGCUGGCGAAGAGAUCAUCGAGGAUGGAGAACACUCGGAGACAAGGAAAUUGCUGUAUCGUUGCUAUAGAGCGAUAGUGGAGGUAGUGACGGAAUACUAUAGGCCGAAGGGUGACAGUAGUCGGCGGGAACUGGGAGGGAGGAGGAAACUUACACAAGUGCUGGCGCAACUGGAGAAAGUGGAUGUGGUGGAUGGCGAUGCACCGAAGCGGGUACGGAGUUCAUCGACUGAUGGCGAAUCUUCGAAACGGGUGAAGACAGAGUCGAAAGGAAAAACAGAGCCAACAGGAAGGACAGAGCCAAGAGGAACGACAGAGCUAAAAGGAAAGACAGAGCCAAAGGGAAGACGGUACCAAAAGACAAAUGAUGGGAUGACGGAAUGA
Molecule: messenger RNA, 1440 nt
Organism: Mollisia scopiformis
Lineage: Eukaryota; Fungi; Ascomycota; Leotiomycetes; Helotiales; Mollisiaceae
Exons: 1
Coding region: 1-1440 (479 amino acids)
Source: RefSeq, a predicted model, not a curated record